CCCCCCGCCCCCGAGCCGCGGCCAUGGACCCUGCAGAUCUAGCUUGCCCUGGCCCAGCUCAACACCUGAUUUCGGCAAGGUGACCGCUCUGGCUGCUAGAGUGAGCAUCCCAGCCUGGGUAGAGAACCAAGACAGGUGUUCACGUGUGAUUCACAGUGACCUGUCAGGAAGGACCCUCUGCCCAUUUUCAGAAUUGGGAAGCCGAGAAUCAGUAAGCUGACCAAGGCCUGAUGUCAGAGGCCAUGGACCAGAUGCCCGGAGGCCCUGGAUACCCAGUGCCGGGAGAAGGUGCUGAUGGCAGCGUGGAGCCUGGCAGUUGCCAGGAGCUUCUGCAUCGACUGCGGGAGCUGGAGGCAGAGAACUCGGCACUUGCCCAGGCCAAUGAGAACCAGCGGGAGACAUAUGAGCGCUGUCUGGAUGAGGUUGCCAACCAUGUGGUGCAGGCACUGCUGAACCAGAAGGACCUACGGGAAGAGUGCAUCAAGCUGAAAAAGAGAGUGUUUGACCUGGAACGGCAGAACCAGAUGCUGAGUGCCCUGUUCCAGCAGAAACUCCAGCUCACCACGGGCUCCCUGUCCCAGCUCCCACUCACCCCCCUCCAGCCGCCCUCAGAGCCACCAGCCUCCCCCUCCCUGAGUACCGCCGAGGGACCAGCCACCUUGCUGCCUCUGGGGCAGUGUGCUGGGCAGAGAGAGGUGUGUUGGGAGCAGCAGCUGCGGCCGGGAGGCCCAGGCCCCCCAUCUGUCCCCACCUCAGCACUGGAUGCCCUGUCCCCAUUCCUUCGGAAGAAAGCCCAGAUUCUGGAGGUGCUGCGAGCCCUGGAAGAGACUGACCCCUUGCUCCUGUGCUCACCUGCCACCUCCUGGCGGCCUUCAGGCCAGGGUCCUGGCUCCCCCGAACCCAUCAACGGCGAGCUAUGUGGCCCCCCACAGCCUGAACCCUCACCCUGGGCCCCCUACCUGUUAGUUGGCCCUGGUAGCCUGGGAGGUCUGCUGCACUGGGAGCGCCUCUUGGGGGGUCCAGGGGAAGAAGAGAAUAGUAGGCGGCCUUGGGGCCCUAGUAGGGCCCCACCACAGGUGCAGGGCACCAAUUCCGGCCCACAUUGUGCAGCAGGCAGCAGCUCCUCCUCCUCUUCUGAUGAGGCAGGUGACCCCAAUGAGGCACCCAGCCCCGACACCCUGCUGGGUGCCCUGGCCCGAAAGCAGUUGAACCUGGGCCAGCUCCUUGAGGACACAGAGACUUACUUACAGGCCUUCCUGGCCGGGGCUGCAGGCCCACUCAACGGGGACCACCCAGGUCCUGGGCACCCAUCCUCCCCAGACCAGGGCCCCCUGCAGCUGUCCAAAUCCAAAGGCCUCCCAAAGACAGCUUGGGGUGGGGGUACCCCAGAGGCCCACAGACUGGGCUUUGGUGCUACCUCAGAGGGCCAGGGGUCCCUCCCCUUCCUUAGCGAGUUCGUGUGUACAGAGGACGUCCCACUGGGGUCGCAACCCGGCCAUCCCCACUCCUCAUCUCAGGUGAAAAGCAAGCUCCAAAUGGGGCCCCCUUCUCCUGGGGAAGCCCAAGGACUCCUGCUGCCCUCCCCUGCCAGAAGUCUCAAGUUCCUCAAGCUGCCUCCAGCCUCAGAGAAAGUCCCCAGUCCGGGUGGCCCCCAGCUCAGCCCCCAACUUCCCAGGAACUCAAGAAUCCCCUGUCGCAACAGUGGCUCAGAUGGCAGCCCCUCCCCACUGCUGGCCCGCAGAGGUCUGGGUGGAGGAGAACUGUCCCCAGAGGGGGCACAGGGUCUGCCCACCAGCCCUUCACUCUGCUCCACCAUCCCGGACUCCGCACAGCUCAGACCCCCCCAGUCAGCCUUGCCCACCGCACUGUCCCCAGGCCCAGUGGUGUCUCCCUGCUAUGAGAACAUCCUGGACCUCUCCCGGGGCACCUUUAAAGGGUCCUCCCCAGAGCCACCCCCCUCCCCACUGCUGACUCUCGAGGUACCACAGGCCCCUGAGGUCCUCAGAAGCCCUGGAGUUCCCCCUAGCCCUUGCCUCUCAGAAUCCUGCCCCUGUGGAAGCCCCCAAGAGAAGAGUUCUGAUAAGGCAGGAUUGGAGUCUCCCCACCCUGGCCGCAGGACCCCAGGCAGCUCAUCCAAGAAGCCUGGCCAGGGGUCAGGGCGGCGAUCUGGGGAUCCCAGUUUCACACCCCUGCGGGACAGACUGGUGGCCCUGGGGAAGCUAAAGACAGGCCCCGAGGGGCCCCUGGGUCCAGAGAAAAAUGGGGUGCCAGCCAGGCCUGGCACUGAGAAGGCCCGGGGGCCAGGGAGGUCAGGAGAGAGUACUGGAGACGUGGUUCCCCCCACCACUCGACCCCUUGAGCAGCCAGAGGCUAAGGGGCCUCUGCGGGGGCCAGUGGCCUUAGGCACAAGCAGCCUGAAGCAGCAGGAACCUGGACUGGGGGAUCCUGUGGCCCGAGUCUACUCCUCCCACUCCAUGGGAGCCCGUGUGGACCUAGAGCCUGUCUCACCAAGAAGCUGCCUCACCAAAGUGGAACUGGCCAAGAGUCGGCUGGCAGGAGCCCUGUGUCCCCAGGUUCCCCGCACCCCUGCAAAAGUGCCCACCUCAGCCCCCAGCCUCGGAAAACCCAGCAAAAGUCCUCACAGCAGCCCUACAAAGCUACCUUCCAAGUCACCCACCAAGGUGGUGCCCCGACCCGGGCCUCCCCUGAUCCCGAAGGAGCCCCCCAAGCCUGACAAGGGGAAGGGCUCGUCUUGGGCAGACUGCAGCAGUGCCACAGGUCAGCCCACAUCACCAAUACCGGGCCCCCCCAACCCAAGCCAGGGCCCUGAGGGCUCUGUCCCACACUCAGCCAUUGAGGAGAAGGUGAUGAAGGGCAUCGAGGAGAAUGUGCUGCGGCUCCAGGGCCAGGAACGGGCGCCAGGCUCUGAGGCCAAGCACCGAAGCACCAGCAGCAUUGCCAGCUGGUUUGGCCUUAAGAAGAGCAAGCUGCCAGCCCUGAACCGCCGCACAGAGGCCACCAAGAGCAAGGAAGGGGCCAGUGGGGUCUCCCCGCUCCGGAAGGAGGUCAAGGUAGAAGCCCGAAAGCUGGAGCCUGAGAGCCUCAACAUCUCCAAGCUGAUGGCUAAAGCGGAAGACCUGCGCCGGGCCCUGGAGGAGGAGAAGGCCUACUUGAGCAGCAGGACCCGCCCACGGCCCGGGGGCUCGGCUUCAGGACCCGGCCAGGGUCUGGGACAGGUGCAGAGCCCCCUGGUUGGCAUGUACCAGGGUGCAGACACCUUCAUGCAACAGCUGCUCAACAGGGUGGAUGGUAAGGAGCUGCCACCAAAGAGCUGGCGGGAGGCCAAGCCUGAGUAUGGGGAUUUCCAGCCUGUGUCCUCCGACCCCAAGAGCCCCUGGCCAGCCUGUGGGCCCCGGAAUGGCCUGGUGGGCCCACCUCAGGGCUGCAGAAAACCUCCUGGAAAGCCAAGCAGCGAGCCAGGGAGGCAGGAAGAGAUGCCCUUGGAGGACAACCUGGCUGAGCCAGUACCCACUUCACACUUCACAGCCUGUGGCUCCUUGACGAGAACCUUGGACAGUGGCAUUGGGACCUUCCCACCCCCAGACCAUGGCAGCAGUGGAACCCCCAGCAAGAAUCUUCCCAAGGCCAAGCCACCACGGCUGGACCCCCCACCAGGGUUGCCCCCAGCCCGGCCCCCAGCCCUUACCAAAGUCCCCCGUCGCGCCCAUACCCUGGAGCGGGAGGUGCCAGGCAUAGAGGAGCUUCUGGUGAGCGGGCGGCACCCCAGCAUGCCGGCCUUCCCCGCCCUGCUCACCUCCACUCCCAGCCACCGGGGCCACCCGGCCUGUCCUGAUGAUCCCUGCGAAGACUCAGGCCCUCCCCCUCCCGUCCAGCUGGCCAAGAACUGGACGUUCCCCAACACCAGGGCAGCCAGCAGCUCCUCUGACCCUUUCCUGUGCCCACCCCGACAACUGGAGGGGCUGCCCAGGACCCCCAUGGCCCUGCCUGUGGACCGGAAGCGGAACCUGGAGCCCAACCGUCCACCUGCUACGCCCCAAGGCCCAGUAUUUGGGGGCAGUCGCACCCCCAGCACGUCAGACAUGGGCGAGGAAGGCAGAGUGGCCAGUGGGGGCGCUCCAGGGCUUGAGACCUCAGAGUCCCUCAGUGACUCGCUCUAUGACUCGCUCUCCUCCUGUGGGAGUCAGGGCUGAGGGGCAGCACCCACCACAGUCCCUCUGCAGCUGGGGAGCACAGACUAUCCUGUCCUCUUCACGUCCCACCCCUAAAGCCUUCAGUGGAGGGAAGAUGACGGGGUCCCUGAUACACCCCGCUACCCACUGCUGCUGUGUAUGAGAUGACUCCGCUCAGCUCAGGGAGAGACCCCAUCCUUGGUCCCUUCACUUGUGCAGAAUAAGGCUCUUCCUCUGAGGGACUUGGAGGGUCAAGGCCAUGUGUCCCAGCUCCUGCAUCAGGCUGAGCCAACUUGUGGUGCUGGGCUUCCUGCCCACCAGCUGUGCCAUCUCUGCCCAACCUGGCUGCUCCCCUGGCCCAAAGCCCCCGUGGGGCCAUUCUGGAGGACCCAUGUUGGUGGACUUUGAGGGUGAGGAGGACAAGUUGCCUUCUCUCUCUGCCCUGGUCCUCCCUGCUGUCUGAAUGGUGCUGCCCUCCCCUGCCCCAUGUCUUUGGGGUCUGUUGUCUUUUCUUUUUUUUUUGGUUUUUGGUUUUUGGUUUUUGGUUUUUGGUUUUUGGUUUUUUUUUAUAUAAAAGCACCUGGCCCAGUCGCCUCUCCCCAACCCACACUGCGGUUAAUUUAUCUGGCUGCUCUGCCUCCAGCCUCUGCUGCUGCCGUAACCCUAAUAAAACGUGGAGGCCCCUCCCUACUCUGACUCAGCUUGUUGUGUGCCAGGACUUGGGUGGACAGGUGAGUGGCUUCUGUGUGGAUGCCAGGUUGAGGACCUCAGGGCCUUGGGGGGCAGCCCCCACACACACACCAGGGGAGCUGGCUAAGAGGUAACUGAAGGCUGCAGAAAGGCCUGCAUGGGCCUGGAACGCUGUUGUACCUGGGGGGAUGGGCUACCCUGGGUGGGCAGAAGGCUGGGCAGCCCCUUGGAGUGGGAGGAGGAGAGAAUGACCCAUGACCGAGGGUGUCCUUCAGGCUCCUGGAGACGGGAGGGGGUUCACAAGCCAGUUCAGAGCUUCCAGGCCUGGAGGCCAGGUAGAGAUAACUGGUCACACAACUUUCUGCCGCCUUCUAAUCUCAGACUGAGGGAAGAGGAUCAGAGGGAAGCCCAGUGUGUACCUCAUCCCAACAAGAGCACGGCUCUAACACUGUCAGCUUAAGAGGGGGACAGCAGAAAUGAGCCCUUGGGGAAGGUCCAGGCUUCUGAGAGCUAUUUCAGAUUUCCUGUGGACUUCCUGUUGGACAUGAAGCUAGGCAAGGACCCACAAGUGAGCCAGAGCAACCAGGUCAUUGACACGGGCCAGCCAGCGAGGAAAAUACUUGACUCUGGUCCCAAGCACCCUAAUGGCACUGACAUUGGCCGCCUCCCCACAACAACUUUGAAGACUGCCUGGCAGCACACACACUUGGAACCCUGGACUUGUGCCUGGGACUCUGGACAGUUUGUGUGUGGGAGGUGUGAUCUUGGAGACGUGGCCUAUGUGCCCUGCUAUGUUGACGCUAUAGGCUUCAGAGCUGCCUGGGCAGGGAGUAUUACCAGGCGCAUUCAAAACUCAGUUCUGUUAGCUGGGCGUG
This is a messenger RNA of Fukomys damarensis (Damara mole-rat), 5755 nucleotides long. RefSeq names its product NCK associated protein 5 like (gene Nckap5l). The record is from RefSeq and is a predicted model, not a curated record. Gene Ontology annotation, biological process: microtubule bundle formation; microtubule depolymerization. The transcript has 14 exons. Bases 231 to 4211 code for a protein of 1326 amino acids. NCBI's taxonomy places the organism in Eukaryota, Metazoa, Chordata, Mammalia, Rodentia, Bathyergidae. Gene Ontology annotation, cellular component: microtubule plus-end.